Medicago truncatula (barrel medic) is the source of this 2100-nucleotide messenger RNA. Its product is annotated as rust resistance kinase Lr10. The coding region runs from base 46 to 1857 and encodes 603 amino acids. Lineage: Eukaryota; Viridiplantae; Streptophyta; Magnoliopsida; Fabales; Fabaceae. Gene Ontology annotation, biological process: protein phosphorylation. The transcript is spliced from 2 exons. Gene Ontology annotation, molecular function: protein kinase activity; polysaccharide binding; ATP binding. The record is from RefSeq and is a predicted model, not a curated record.
UCUAAUGGUUGAUCUCUCUCAUUUUCUAAAAAAAUAUUCCCCUGUAUGUCUUUGAUGGCAGAGUGUCAUUCGAUAUUAAUCAUUUUCUUUCUCUUGCUUAUCAAAAGUAGCACUGCUAAUGAUCACUGCGUGGAAGCAUCUUGUGGACAUAACCAACCUCUUAUUAGAUUCCCUUUUCAACUUGUCAAAGGUACACAAGAUCGAUGUGUUAAUCCAGAUUUUUGCCUAUAUUGUAAUGAAAAUAAGAAAACAAUGUUUUUCCUCCCAACAACUUGGGGUCCAAUGGAAUUCCUUGUGGUUGAAAUAUACUACAAAUUAGAAUGGAUUCUUGUUAUUGACCCUGAAUAUUGCAUCCCAAAGAAGUUCUUGAAAAUUCACAAUUCAUCAUUUUUACCAUACCGAUUUCAUUCAGAAUCCCAAACUACCAUAGCAUUCUUUAACUGCUCUUCUGUUGGGAAACAACACCUGAGAAACCAAGAUCAGUCAUUCCAAAAGUUACAAAAUAUGAUUACCUGUCCAAUUUACAUUUCAAGGUCCUCUGACAGUGUUCUUACGUGGGAUCUUGCAUCAUGUACCAAGAUGCUCGAUGUCAACACUCAUACUGCGGUAGAAAACUUAAGGAAGAAUUGGCUAAGUUUCAGUUGGCAAAAACCAAAUUGUUCUGUGUGUGCAGCAAAUGGCAAGAAAUGUAGAUGGAACAACGGAACCGAAGGUGGCACUGAAUGUUUUGACUGCGUCAACAAACGGAAAACAAUUCAUAUUCCAAAAUCUCUUAUUUUUGCAGCAACAGGUUCAAUUGUUUUGGGGUUGGUUACCAUUAUAUUUAUUAAGAUCUAUUUAUAUUUUAGAAAAAAAGAAGAAGAUCAAGUUAGAGUUGACAAGUUUUUAGAGGAUUAUAGAGCACAACAACCUACUAGAUUUUCUUUUGCUGAUAUAAAAAGAAUCACAAAUGGGUUUAAGGAAAAACUAGGAGAAGGAGCUCACGGAAAAGUAUUUAAAGGAAAACUCUCAAAUGAGAUUCUGGUUGCUGUGAAGAUUCUCAACAAUACAGAAGGAGACGGGAAAGAGUUCAUUAGCGAAGUGGGAAUUAUGGGAAAAAUCCACCACAUCAAUGUUGUUCGAUUGCUUGGCUUCUGUGCAGAGGGAAUUCAUCGUGUUCUUGUCUACAAUUUAUUUUCAAAGGGUUCGUUACAAAGUUUCAUAUUUCCUCCAGAUAACGAGGACCACUUCAUGGGGUGGGAGAUGCUGCAGAAAAUUGGUAUUGGCAUAGCCAGAGGAAUUGAGUAUCUUCAUCAGGGUUGUAGUCAUUCAAUCCUUCAUUUUGACAUCAACCCUCACAAUGUUUUGCUCGAUGACACAUUAACUCCAAAAAUUUCAGAUUUUGGUCUCGCCAAAUUAUGUUCCAUGAAUUGUAGUGUAGUGUCCAUGACAGCGGCUAGGGGUACCUUGGGAUAUAUGGCACCUGAAGUUCUGUCAAGAAAUUUUGGUAAUGUGUCUCUUAAAUCUGAUAUUUAUAGCUAUGGAAUGUUGUUGCUAGAAAUGGUUGCAGGAAGGAAGAAUAUAGACAUAAGAUCAUUAGAAACUUUCCAUGAUUUAUUGGAAGGAGACAUACAUAUCCACAUUGACGAUGAGUGUGAUUAUAAAAUUGCCAAAAAACUUGCAAUUGUUGGACUUUGGUGCAUUCAGUGGCACCCCGGAAAUCGUCCAUCCAUCAAAUCUGUCAUCCAAAUGUUGGAGACUGGAGAAGACAACCAAUUAACUGUGCCUCCUAAUCCUUUUCACCCGACGACUUCCAUUACCACUAGUGAAAGCCAUUUUCCAAGACAAAUUUUCCAAAUGGAAGUGAUUCAAGAAUAAGUAAAGACAAUCAUUUUAAACAAAUUUAUUUAAAUACCUUGUGAUUUAGAAGGUUGGGUAUGUGAAAAAAAAAAAGUAUCAGUUGUAUUUGUGGGAGUGGUAUGCUCAAAUUAUGGUGUUUAAUUUUUUUGUUCUUCUCGGGGAAUAAUUAUGUUGCUUCAAUUAAAAGUGAUUUUUAUGACCUACAAUUGAUGUUAAAUAUCAUGCUUAAGAAUAAUGCUGAUGUGGAGCCUUUAUUUAUUA